AUCCGCCCUCGGCUUAUACCUUUUUCACUAUUUGUUUUAGUAGCUCUUCUCUCUCCAUGUGCAUGUUUGGACGAUGGUGUAUCACAUCGGUUAUCCCCACGAAUGCGGUUUGCUGGUCCAGGGAGGCAGUCGUUUGGCGCCACGGAACCAAGUUUUGUAUAGAUCCAUCUUCGGUCCAGUCGAGAUAUCAUUUCGAUUUUGUCUAUGCCUUCAUCUAUGAAUGUACCCCUGUCUCUUUUUUUUCCCCGCUGUUCUACUUUUUCUUAUCAUUUUUAUCUCGACGGCAACCUUUGGCCGAUGGACAUGACUGCUAGGCAUGCAUGGAAGCAUCAUCUGCGGAAAGCUGUUGCGGUGUUUGUUUUUUUAUCCUUAACGCAUCAUAGAUGGGGCAAUGUAAAACACGUUCUGCUUCUUAUGACAUGGAAAAUCGAAGUGAGAGUGACGGACCUUGUGAUGGGAUGGACUCCUUGCGUCGCUGAGGGACCCGGGUCAUUCAUCAGGGUCACCUGCGUUAGCCAAAGACCUUUUGAAAACGAAUGGAGUAAGAGCAAGAUUUUAUCAAUUUCACGGGACAUAACCGACGCUGCAUCGGGGGCACCUUCCCUCAUCUCGUAUGCCAUUGCCGAACGAGGGUUCCUGAGAUGUCUCCUGGCAAUACCCGUAUUCUGCGCCAACACAUCUCCCCCAACAAAAAUAGCGGCCACUUUUGCGCUAUGAACCUGUAGCGAGGAUAUUUCCACGAGCAUGACCUUUGCACGCCCUGACACCUCGUGACUGCUACACGAAGGUUAUUGCCAAUAGUUGUAGCUCGAUGAAGUGACUGCCAGAUCAGACGAUCAUAAUAGUUCCCCGACGACAGAGUAACAAAGAAGUGAUUUAGCAGUAAGACAGGAAAAGUGGGAAAGGAAGAGCAGCGGAGGACUAAAGAGGCCAGAACCACGAUCACGAUGAUUAUCUAGAUAGUUGGUUGUCAAUCAGAGCCACAACUAAAAAAG
Molecule: messenger RNA, 995 nt
Organism: Aspergillus costaricaensis CBS 115574
Lineage: Eukaryota; Fungi; Ascomycota; Eurotiomycetes; Eurotiales; Aspergillaceae
Exons: 1
Coding region: 205-717 (170 amino acids)
Source: RefSeq, a predicted model, not a curated record